This is a messenger RNA of Strongyloides ratti, 609 nucleotides long. RefSeq lists its product as hypothetical. The transcript has 2 exons. The coding region runs from base 1 to 609 and encodes 202 amino acids. NCBI's taxonomy places the organism in Eukaryota, Metazoa, Nematoda, Chromadorea, Rhabditida, Strongyloididae. The record is from RefSeq and is a predicted model, not a curated record.
AUGGCAAUUACAGAGAGGAGUGUUCUUGGAUCUGAGAUUACUAAUAGUCAUUCUAAUACUAUAUCCCCUAUAAAUGGUGGAAUGUUUAAUAAAAAAAGAUGUAGCAUGGAGAUAAAAAAUAAUAAUAAUAUUAAUGAAUCCGGUGGAGCAAUUUAUUUUAAUCCCCCAACAAAUAUGUCAGAAGAGGUUCAAAAUUUAUAUCUUGAGUCAGUUCAUUUUUCAAUUGAUGAUGAGGAAAAAUUAUUAUUGGAGGAGGAUAUUGAAACAAAUAGAGUAGAAUUUGGGACAAAUUUUAGAAAUAAAGCUGUAUCUAAAAUACAAUCAUUUCGGGAAAAUCAUUUAGAAUUAUCAAAUGGUGCAUUUCAUAGUAUUAAUCUUGUUAAUAAUAGGAAUGGAUCAAAUUUUUCAAAAUUAACAAGAUUAACAAAUGAAGAUACUGAUCAAGAUUCACCAUUAGAUGAAUUAAAUUUAAUUCUACCAAUAUCUGGUACAUCAUUUCCAAGUGUCAAACCAUUACAAAGUUGUAGUAGUACCUGGAGGAAAAUAAAAAAUAUUUUUUCAUGUUGUUACUCUUCACACCAAUCAACGUCAAUGGGUAUAUUAAAAUAA